AUGACUAUCGACCUGGUCCCGGCAUUCAACGAGGAAUUUACGACGGGCACGCUCCCGAAAGACUUCCAGUACGGCUUUGCGACUGCGGCAUGGCAGAUCGAGGGCGGAUGGGACCAAGACGGCCGCGGCCCCUGUGUGUGGGACGACCUGGCCGCCAAGCCGGGAUACAUCGCCAACGGGGAUAACGGACACGUCGCGGCUAACUCGUACAACCUGUGGAGGGAGGACGUGCGGGUGUUGAAAGAGCUCGGCGCGAAGGUUUACCGCUUCAGCGUGUCAUGGAGUCGCGUCAUCCCCAAGGGCGGACGCGCAGACGAGGUCAACGAAGCCGGCAUUGCAUACUACUCCAACCUCGUCGACGCGCUCCUCGAGGCCGGCAUCGAGCCAUGCGUCACCAUCUUCCACUGGGACCUGCCCUCGGCCCUGGAAGCGCGCUACGGUGGCUGGUCGAACCGCGAGAUCGUCGCCGACUUUGAGGCGUACUCGCGCCUGCUGUUCUCCCGCUUGGGUGAUCGCGUCAAGCACUGGAUCACGAUCAACGAGCCGUUCAUCGUGCUGCGCAACAUGAGCCGCGGCGUCAAGCCCGACUACGACUGGGAGAUUGAUACCUGGCGCAUUCCGGGACACAUGAUCCUUGCGCACGCGGCGGCUGUCAAGGCGUACCGCGACGACUUUACCCACCAGGGCGGUGACAUCGGCAUCUGCCUCAACUGCGACUGGUUUGAGCCGCUCGGCGACAGCGCGGAAGCCCAGCUCGCACCGCAGGCAAGGAGAGACACCUACCUUGGCCUGUAUGCCGACCCGAUCUACCUUGGCCGCUUCCCACAAAGGUGUAUCGACACGGCAGGCGACCGGCUGCCCCAGUUCACCGACGACGAGUGGGCCAUGGUCAAGGGCUCAUCGGAUGUCUUCUACCUCAACUCAUACUCGACCCACUGGUUCACGGGCGAGAAGCUCACCGACGAAACGAAGGAGAUGUACGGCGGCUACGUUUCGACGCAGCUGGACUCGGAGGGCAAGCUGAUCGGAGAGGCGGGCCAGCCGGGCUUCCUCAAGAUAGUUCCAUGGGGGUUCCGCAACAUCAUAACCUACAUCCACAACCGCUACUUGAAGCCAACGUCCACGCCCCUCGUGAUCUCAGAGAACGGCUUCAGUAUCGCCAAGGAGGCCACCCUCGGCCUGCCCCGGGUGCUGGACGACACCAAGCGCAUCGACUACUUCCGCGCGUACAUCGGCGAGCUGGUCAAGGCGGUCAACGAGGACGGCGUCGACGUGCGCGGAUACUAUGCCUGGAGUCUGCUCGACAACAUCGAGUGGAUGAGCGGCUUCGAGUGCCUCUUUGGCUCGGUGUUUGUCGACCGCGAGAAUGGGCACGCUAGGCAUAUCAAGAAGUCGGGAUACUGGCUCAAGGAGUACUUUGAGGCAGCUACAAGCAAGUAGGGAUGUAUUGCUCAUGUGUCUCA
Molecule: messenger RNA, 1463 nt
Organism: Vanrija pseudolonga
Lineage: Eukaryota; Fungi; Basidiomycota; Tremellomycetes; Trichosporonales; Trichosporonaceae
Product: Beta-glucosidase 1B
Exons: 5
Coding region: 1-1440 (479 amino acids)
Biological process (GO): carbohydrate metabolic process
Molecular function (GO): beta-glucosidase activity
Source: RefSeq, a predicted model, not a curated record